AUGGCGACAUCGAACAAUCCAGAACCAUUAUCAUUUGAAGUUAUUUAUGACAUUGUCAAACGUAAUGACAAAACACAAUGGGAUCUUGUUUAUCGUACCUUAUUAGUUAAAUCAAAUUAUUUAACACUAAUACCAGAUAAUGGCAAUUAUUCAAUUCUUCAUUAUCUUGUUAUGCAUGGUUUAUUGGAUUUAUUUAAUAAAGUUAUAGCCAUACCAAAUAUACGUUUUAUUCUUUUAACAAAAACGGCAACAAAACCAGCAAAAGAUAUUCUUCAAAUAUCAAGUGAAAAUCAAAACAAAUCUGAUACUCAUAAAAAAUUAUAUGAGACAAUACAACGUCUUGUUGAAAUGGAUAAAUUUGUUGAACAUGCAAAAAAUAAUCACAUAAGUGAAUGUAGAAAAAUGCUGCAACAAGAUGAAGAUUUAGCUAAUCUAAAACCACCAUAUAGAAAAUAUUACUUAAUUCAUCAUUUAGCUUAUGCUAAUAAUAAAGGCGCAUUUGAUCAACUUCAUAAUAUGUGUACUUUUGACAUGAAAUUAUUAACAAAUGAUAAAAAAACAGCAUCAGAAGUUGCCAUUG
Molecule: messenger RNA, 580 nt
Organism: Rotaria sp. Silwood2
Lineage: Eukaryota; Metazoa; Rotifera; Eurotatoria; Philodinida; Philodinidae
Source: the annotation of a GenBank genome assembly